This is a messenger RNA of Anopheles funestus (African malaria mosquito), 3645 nucleotides long. RefSeq lists its product as uncharacterized. The transcript is spliced from 2 exons. NCBI's taxonomy places the organism in Eukaryota, Metazoa, Arthropoda, Insecta, Diptera, Culicidae. The record is from RefSeq and is a predicted model, not a curated record. The coding region runs from base 1056 to 2249 and encodes 397 amino acids.
CCAAAUAGCCAAAUUAUCUUAAGCAGCUAAUUUGAGCACGCUAAAGAUCGCUUCUUUAAUACGACUUUUGCAGUAGAUAAACAGCUUCAAAGUUCGCCGUACUUUUAACCGACCCUUAAGCAGCUCUGAAUGUCAAACUGUAAAAGAAAGUAUUUAUGCAGGUUUAAUUUUCAAGCAAGACGGAUAAAAAAAAAUGAAAUGUAAAAAAUAAAUUAUUCCUGCUUGAAGUUGCAUUUGUGGUUGUGUAGUCAACUUGCUACAAUGAGAUCUUUUCGGAUAUAUUUAUGUGUAUUAAGUUUGUUUUGAUAGUUGUGUGAGUGUGUUACAAUAUCGCAUUUUUUGUUGAAAACUGUAUUUAUUGAGUAUUGAACGCAUUUUAUCCUGCCUACAGAGUGCUGCCUAUGCUAAUUCUACCGUCAGUUCUGUGAUUGCUCAUCACGUAAUAUCUGGACAAAAAGAUAUUAAGCAGCAAUCAACAAACAUACGAAAAAUAAUUAUUUGUUCUUUGUAUGAUUUGCGUACACUUUUGUUUUUUCAAAUGGGUUUUUUUCGAGAAACACACAUUAAUGCCAUGAGCAUUUCCUCAAUGCAUAAAAAAAUCAACAAUCGGAAACUGGUGGCGUAUGGAGUUAGCUUCCGUAAACAAAGCUGCAAAUUUUCGAUACCGUUCCGAAAACCAUCAACAAUCGUUAAAAUACUUGAACAGCAUAGCUACGAUGUCAACGGGAUCAAGGUGCAAAUAUCCGACACUGACCGCAGCGGUUAAUAUUUCCAUGAAACCGAACUUUUAGCAAUGGUAAAUAUUUCCAUGCAAAUGUACAGUGCCUUAGGAUAGAGACACAAGGAUGAUAACAAUCGAUGUCGAUCACAUCUACAAUUGUUCGAUAUUUCGGCCAGUCGAGCAAAUACCAGUAAAUCAAAACAAAAGGCCGGGUUGGAAAGCAUUUGCACCUAACACCGUUGAAUUUCUGCGAUGGAGCAAAUACGAUCAUUUCGAUCGUAGCAUUUGACGCGAGUAGAGGCAGAAAGCUUAAGACUUCAGCCAAAACCACAAUAUGCCGUUUAACGUUGUCGAAACUGUGGACGCUAGAGGGCACAAGGAACUGUUAGCAGUUCCUGAACCUUGGGUUCAAGGAUCGAGUAAAGGCAGAACUUAUCUUUUCUGGCCCAACAUACGACGGAAGGAACGGUUGAAUGAACUAAUAGAAGACGACAACAGCACUCCAACAAAUUCUUGGGAACGAAUUUUGUGCAGAGUGAAACGUGUAGGAUUGGCAACUAUCACGGAGGCCAACAAAGUUAUUAAUGAUAUGUGCUUGGAGUCCUCAACUGAUUUUAGUGAGAAGCUUACGCAUGAAAAAAAGAAAAAACCACAAAAGGUCAAACAACGCGUUUCCAGGCCUGUGAAAAAUUUCGAAUCCAUGUUAGAACCAUGUAUCGUAGAAAAUAACGAAUACUCUUACGAGGUUACCAGAUGUGUAUUGCCCGAAAAUCCGGAAAAAAGCGGGGAAAAUGAAUGGCUCGACGAAAGUGAAGUUGACGAAAGUUUGGUAGCGGAAAACUUUAAAGAAAGUAUUAGCAAUAAUAGCUUUGAACAUCAAAAUGAACCAGAAGAUCAACUUAAAUCAAGUGAUUUAGGAACACAUAAUAUCGAUCUAAACGAAAGAUUACAACGACUAGAAUGUGCUAUGUCAACAGUUAUUUCGAAGGUAGAUGUGUUCGCGAACGAGACAGUGUCAAGCCUCAGAAAUCAAUUGGCAAAUCUUGAAAAGGCAACGUCCAUUGUAAUUGCAAAGCUAGAUAUUCUUACGGAUAAAACAGUGAUACCCGUUUCCAUGAGGCAUAGAAAAAACAACAAUAUAGGGUUUGAACCUAUCGCAACAGCACAAGAACUGACAAAUUUUGAAAUGAGUUUAAGUGACAAUAGUUACUUUAAUGAAAUAGCGACAUGGUUAGAAAACAACAUAUACGAAAACACUCCUGAAAAUAGAAUGAUAGAAAUUAUGGAUUUGAUUUUUACGAAACAAUUUUUAACUGAGUGUAGUUGGACAGGAAUUAGCAAGGGAAAAGAAAAAAUACCGCUUAUCACAUAUAAAAACGUAUUAGAACUUUUUAGAUUUCACGGUAGCACAAACGAUGUUGAUGUUACUAUGAGAAUGGUUGCAGUAUUUUUUAUGAAGAAGCUAAAAAAUGCAACGAAAAGAGCGGCGACCAAAGGCCUACGUAAGAGUACACAACAUAAAUUUUAGUUUUUAUUUUUUUUUUCUAAACGUAACAAAACUUACUGAACUAUUUCAAUGUAUGCACUAAAGGAAUAAAGACAAAUUCAUUUGAUUCUCUUGUUUCUAUAGCUACUAACUUGCAUCUAAUGUCACAAAAGUUUAUAAUUUCCUCUGUACUAGAUAAUUCAGCAAUUUUUCCAACAAAAAUGUUUAGAACAGAGGAUUUAAAUGGAUAUUCAAAAAAGUUCCAUUGUUUUCUAAGUACUCUUCCAUGAAAAGCGGAGAGUGAUAUAGAAUGCUUUUUGGAAAACCGUACAAUUUUCUGUGUUUUGGUUAAUACCCAACCAUCACGAUUGUUAUCCUGCAUUUUGAAGUUAAUACUGUUAUCGUUUAGUGUUUCUCCUUCAUACUUAUGAAAACCUUCAAGCUCCGAUAAUCUAUUUAUAAGUUGCUGUAAAUCCUGUCGCCUGCUUCGUAGCAAUUUUUUAAGAUUUUGCAACUUAUUUUCAAAUGGGUAUGUUGAAAGAGUGUUUAACGCACCAAAAAACUCUACAUCGUCAAAUACGUGCAACAGAUUAUGAACGUUGCUGGUUAUAAAUUGUUCGCCGUAUAUGUCACUAUACUGAAUUACAAAUUCGGUUAACAUUUGUUUUGCAACGUGCCAAUUCUGCUUGUAAAACGUUGUUGAUAACAUGGUGACUGCGCAUGAAAGUAACAAGAAUUGAUUAUAGUUUUCUUCGGAUAAAAUAUCUUUCAGAACUACAAUCCCACCGUAAUGUAGAAAAGAGCUAAAUUCUGAAGCCUUCCAAUACUUCAAAACAUUUAAAUUUCUGAAUGGUCUAUGGAUUUCUGAAGGUAACUUAAUGUGUCGUAGAAUAUCUGAAAUUUUUAUAAUUUCAGAAGCUGAAAGUUUGGCGUGUAUACCAAGUUUUCCAUCUCUCCAACCUAGCAACAAUCUUUUCAUUACUCCCAAAUCAAUUAGAUGCAAGCGGUCUGCUAUAACAAUAUCCUUGAUGAUAUCCAGAAACGGAACUUCUAUCAAAGGGCUAACAUUUUUUUGAUGUUUUUCAUACGCUUUUUCACGAAAACCAGCAUCUGUACGGUUUGUAUGGUUCACACCUUUAAAGAUUACAGUAUGGGAUUCAUAACUGUAUUCUCCCUCACACGUACAUUUUAAACAACCGUGUGCUGCAUUGUAAUUAGCAACUCCUAAAAUAAAAAUAUUGGUAUCUUAUAUUUUUAAUAGCAUUUCUUACUUUUAGUUAGCUUACCUUUAAUAAACGCUCUAGCAGGUGAAUCGGCUAUUAUUGCUCGAAGACUUAUGGACAUUUUACUGCCCAUUAUUUGUAUUCCGUUUACCAAUAUUUCUUUCAACUCAUCCACCAAUUGCCUCAAAUAUUCUUCAACGUUGCCAGGUUUCGUA